Morus notabilis is the source of this 843-nucleotide messenger RNA. Its product is annotated as THUMP domain-containing protein 1 homolog. The record is from RefSeq and is a predicted model, not a curated record. Gene Ontology annotation, biological process: tRNA modification. The transcript is spliced from 4 exons. Gene Ontology annotation, molecular function: RNA binding. The annotation marks the transcript as partial. NCBI's taxonomy places the organism in Eukaryota, Viridiplantae, Streptophyta, Magnoliopsida, Rosales, Moraceae.
UUUGAGGAGUUAGUUCUUGGGAAGGAUUCUGAUGGAAAGCUUUCAGAGUUACAUAGUAAACCUUUGAAUAAGAAGAUUAAGUUCUCGUAUUCCGAUUCUUCUGAUAUCGACGAUGAUGAGGAUGAGGAAGAGGAGGACGAGGAGGAGAAGGAGACUGGAGCUGCUACUUCCAAAGAGGGUGGUGCUAGUAAUGAUAAUGCGAGAAGUGAGACACUAGAUCCUAAUAAACAUGAUGAUAGCUCUAACGAUGAAAAGGAGGGAGAAGCUAAUGACAAUAAAGAGGGUGAUAAAAGUCAUGAAAUAAAAGAGGCCGAGGAACCGCCGGCAAAGAAACAGUGUUCAGGAAAAGAUGCCCCGAAAGCGAUCCCCGACAAAGUGGAAGAAAAGUCCGUUGAUAAGCUAAUAGAAGCUGAAGUCAAGGAACUGGCAGAUAAGAGUAAGAGGCGAUUUUUCCACCUUGAUACUGGAUGUAACGGUGUCGUCUUCGUGCAAAUGCAGAAGAGAGAUGGGGAUCCUUGCCCCAAAGACAUUGUGCAGCAUAUUAUGACAUGUGCUGCUGCGACAAGGAAACACGUAUCAAGGUUUAUCUUGAGAAUCUUACCUAUUGAAUUAGCGUGCUAUGCUUCAGAGGAGGAGAUUUCAAAAGCCAUCGUACCUAUUGUGGAACAGUAUUUUCCCGUGGAAACUGAGAAUCCACAAAAGUUUGCAGUGCUGUAUGGAGCCCGUGCAAAUACUGGCAUUGACAGGAUGAAAAUAAUAGAUGCAGUUGCGAAAUCAGUUCCUAAACCGCAUAAAGUCGAUCUUAGCAAUCCUGAUAAGGCCAUUGUAGUCGAAAUUGUUAAG